Messenger RNA from Mobula hypostoma (lesser devil ray), 4800 nucleotides. It is a transcript of the gene rnf215, whose product is annotated as ring finger protein 215. Gene Ontology annotation, cellular component: plasma membrane. Bases 33 to 1157 code for a protein of 374 amino acids. Gene Ontology annotation, molecular function: ubiquitin protein ligase activity; frizzled binding. Gene Ontology annotation, biological process: ubiquitin-dependent protein catabolic process; Wnt receptor catabolic process. The transcript is spliced from 10 exons. Lineage: Eukaryota; Metazoa; Chordata; Chondrichthyes; Myliobatiformes; Myliobatidae. The record is from RefSeq and is a predicted model, not a curated record.
GCAGGCGACGUGGGGUUUGGGGCGGAGGGAAGAUGGUGGUGGGCUGUUGGAAGCGGCACGGCUUUUAUUUACUGUUCGCCGGCUGCUUCUUACGCUGGUGCGCGGUGGCAGCCGAGAAGGUGGCGUUGGUGGACGUCUUACUGAUGGAUUCGCAGAGAGGCUGGUCCGCGGAGCUUGGCUUCAAGUCGGGCAGCAACUACCGCCUGCAGGGUACCGUGUUAGCCCUUGGCAGCGGGCCUGACAACCCCGGCCAAGGUAACAAGCGGCUGGGCGCCUUUCCCAAACAUAACCAGGACAGCUUAGAAGGAAGCUUAAUAUUAGUUAAAGAUGAGCCAUUGGAUAUCCAGCCAAACAAGGGAGAGAAAUGGAUUGGAGUUGUUUCUGUUGAUGAAGACCAGGUUGAAAAAAAAGGAAGUAGCAAACAGGAAUCAUUUGCUGCUGCAGUUAUCAGUAAGAUGAAGAGAGCCCUUGUUUUGGGAGCAUCAGCUCUGUUUAUUUUGGUUUUAAAUCAAAACACCUUCACUGAGAUGGACAUCUCUCAAGUGCUUUCGAAACCUGUGGUUGUAAUGCAAAGCUCUGAAAAUGUAACCAAACUUCUGGGAGCCUUAUUAAGUGGUCUUCGUGCAUCUGCUAAAAUAACUUUUAAAAGCAUAAUUCAGAAUGAUCUGGGAGUAACAUUAACACUGUGGUCAACCUGUGGGCGUUCACGAGGUGGACUUUAUGGGGAAUGGCAAGGAGUUAUUUGUACAGGAGAGAACAGCUCUCAGGUUCAGAAAUAUCUACAUCAGCUGUGGAACACUGUCCUGUUGGUGGGUUUAAUCUUGUGUACUGGAGUUAUUGUGCAGGCCCAGUGGCAAUAUAGACACUAUGAGUCAAGCGCUGAAGAUUUGGAGAUGAGCUUGAAGCAACAAAUAUUAAAGCAGUUAUCAGCACUGAAAACAAGGAAAUAUUUUCCAAACAAAAGACAGAAAACACAGUCACAAGAACAUGAGAAUUGUGCAGUGUGCUUGGAAGAAUUCCAUAAAAAUCAGUGUUUGCGAGUACUACCUUGUCUACAUGAGUUUCACAGGGACUGUGUUGAUCCUUGGUUGCUACUUCAACAGACUUGCCCCCUGUGUAAGCGAAAUGUACUAGGUGAUCCAUAUGGGAACAGCUGACUUUAUUCUUCAUUUGAAGAGAAGGAAAAGCAGGAAACUACCUUGACUCCAUUCCUGUAAACAAUUUGAAACCUUUUAUAUUGCACUUUAUUUGUAUAAUUCUGCACAACCAAUUAAAUUUGGGGAAUUAAGUGAACAUUUGAGCUUAAAAUUCAGAGCAAGAUAUUCUCUGUAAUCGUGUUUGUAAUUCUAAGUUUAUUGACUUGCACAAACAUGAUGUGAAGUAUACCAGCUAUAAUAAAUCUGUGAUGCAAAGUUGACCUGUUUUGGGAUUAUUCAGGAAGAGCUAGUUAGUGUGUACUUUUGUGACUCGUGGUUAAAAUUUUGGAGCACUGUAAAUAUAUUCAAUGUUCACACUAAAAGUAGAGAUGCUCAUUCUGCCCUUUAUAUCGUGUAUGCAUUCUUUAUAGCUAAUUUUGUAUUGCAAAAAUGCACUGAAAUUUAUUUGGUGUGUAUUGAUAAACCAACAGUGGGUACUGUUGGAGAAGAAUAUAACCAUCUGUCUAAAUCCUUACAGACAGAUGAUGGACACAUCUGCAUCUGGAGCAUUAAAACCUCUGAAAGCUGUUAUUAGUUUUUAGUAAUUUGAGAACUGGGCUUGUGGUUUAAUCGUUGCUGUACCCAAGAGUUAAUACUGAACAAUUAGUUUAGUAUCCCCCUAAGAAGGUUGUAUGUUAUUAUUUGCAAUCUUCAAAAAUAACAUCAAGUUACUGAGAAGCUUGUAGUUCACCAUCCAACCCUCUAAAAUUUACAAUACAAUUGGUAAAGAACUUGUUAACUGAUCUUCCUCAUGACAACUUACUGCUGUAAACUGAUCAGGCACUUGUAGAGUUAACUACACGACCACUGUGAUCUGGAUUUUAAAAAAAUAGAGGCUCACCUGAAGAAGUUGUUCUGAGGUUUCUUUAACGGAUGAUAAAAUAGAAUUGGUGGAGCAUUCCCUAUCUGACCAAUUAUUUUUCAGAAAGGGUUAAAAACAUUCGAUAAUAGUUGAAAGCAUUUAUUUUGACAAGAAAAUACAAAUUCCCAAAGUAUGCAUUUUGCAUUGUAACACAUUGUUAAAUUUUGUGAGCGGAGGCAUUAACAAGUUGACGAUUGUGAUAACAAAACGUUAUAGUUUCUUGUUGUUACCUGAAAAGUACCUGAACUCAAACAUUUAGUGCCUCUCAAUAUGUAUUUUUCUUCCGGUUCCUCAUUUUCUGUCAUCUUCUGCCACUGAUUCUCCACAUUUUUGGAACGCUUUAUAUUUUGUGGUAACCUACCCUCAAACAGACAUUAAAUGAAGUGAGCAGAUCAGAGAAGAAUGUCUUAAAAGUAAUUCUUUAGAACUCAAAUAUGGUUUAGAUAAUUUAAACAGUUGCAGUUCAAAUAUUAUUUAAAAUUCUAAAGGACUUUGAUAAUGUAGCAAAGGAAAGGAAUGCAGAAUUUCAAUGUAAAUUGAGACCACAAAUGAGCACAAGAAUUAUUGAUUGUGGAUUUAAUUUAAAAAUACCAUAGAUAUCUGUAAUUUGAGUUUUUUAAAAAAGUAAUAAAUGCAAACUAUUCUGUUCAUUAAAUGGAAUGAUUCUCUAAAAUUAUACUCACAUCCCAUUUACCUUCUUGCUUUUCAAAUAUUUACCCACUUCUCAAUGAAGUAACCAAUUGUGCAUAACUUGGCACUUGCUUUUGAGCUCAUCAUCUGCAGGUUGUUCCUAACAGUUUUGUGAUGCCAUAGCUAGAUAAAAACACUAGAUAGAAAUGUUAGUGGAUGAAGGUCAGGCAGCAGAUCCUGGCCUCCGCUCCCUGCAUCACCCCGAAGGCCUUCUGACAGCUUGUGCUGUCUUUCUAUUCUUUCUAAUCACUUUUAAAAUGCAUUUGAUUAACGGCACACAGUAGUGCAGCAGUUAGUGCUGUUGCCUUGUGGUUCCAGAGACCUGUCUUUUCACCAUAAACUUGAUUCCAUUUCUGGAGUUUGCAUGUUCUCCUGCAAAGAUAUGCUGGAUGGUAAAUAAUUGGCUACAAUUGCCCCUAUUAUGGUGACGUGUCGCAGUUUAUAUAGAUAGUUGUUUGAUCAUCAGUGCAAACAUGAUGGGCCAGAGAGGGCUUGCUUCCAUACUAUUUGGUUCUGUGAUAUUAACAUAAAUGAAUUAAAGAAGAAGAAAAUCGCAAAAUACCUGUCCUUUUCCACCCAGGUUGGAGAUUCCAUUUGGUUGAAUGAGCUUGUGCAGAUAUGUCAGUUGUGGAUAUCGUGAAGCUGAAACUUACUUUCUGCCCAUUGCCCUGCUGGCGUUUAGGGCAGCAAUGAAGGUCCUCUAUUUCUGUCUGUCCAUACCAUAAAAUUUUCUUUUUUCACCCGACAGGGUUGUUGGCCCUGAGCUGAUCUCCCCCCCCCCCCCACCCCUGCGCAAAACCUGGAGGACUGGUGGACCACUCUUCGUCUGGCCUCUACCCUUUGGCCAGUUUGGCAUGGGCGACCCUACCGAGAGCUAAAGCACAAAGCCCUGACUCCAGCCAACAUAGCUCUCCGGGUCACUGAGGCAUGCAAGCCUCCAAACCCUAUGACAAGGUUGUGGUCCUCUUGGAGGAUGAAGCUGAAAGGCCAGAAAAAAAUCUGCCCCACCCCUUAGCUUAGCAUCUUACGGAAUUUACAGUGACAUUUUGCUGAGGCCACGUGUACAGAAGAGGUCAGAUACGCCAGUAGAAAUAAGCAAAGCAUUAACAGGUCAUCUAUAGAUCGGUUAGCUCAACACUAGUGCAUUCCAGACAUUGUAUUUGCCAUCUGUAGCUUUUGAUCUUGUUUGUACUUUGUGCAUGAAAAUAAAUCCAUAGAUUUUGUGAUUUUCUUUGCCAGGUUUAGGAAAAGCCAGUCAAACAAAUGUUUGAUUAUUCACCCUGAAAACAUUUCAUAAUUUUACCAAGUUCUGUCAGAUCUUUAUGAGCAGUUGGUAAUUUUUGUACCUUUCUCUGUGUAUUUCAUUUCUGUUAUUGCUCUGCUGACUAUUUGUGUUACUUUCUUCAUAUCUUUAAUAAUACUUAAUAUGUCCCAUGAAGCUUAAAAUAAAGUUUCAAAUGUAACUUUUUAUUUGUUGUCAUUAUACAUAGAUAUAGAGGGAAUCAAUUAUUUUCUUUACCUUUAAUUUCCAAGCUUCUUUGAGCUAACUGAAUUCUUUUUAUUUCUGGGAUACAGUAACAAGCUAAAAGAGCGAUGUUCUGAAUUAGGAUCUCUGUUCAAAUACAUGUUAACUUAAUGAAACAAUGCCGUUUGAAAAUCCAGAGCAUCACACAAAAUGCUGGAGGAACUCAGCAUUCAUUUUUAAGGAAUCCAUACAUGCUACCAUCCACUAAAAAUUCCUUGGGAUAUACAGCGCUGAGAACAUCAGCAAUUUAUUAUGCAUGCUCUUGAACGUAAAGAGUCAGUUUCUUGAACCACCAUUGUAAAUUUAGUGAAGACACUUGUAUGGUACCAUUGGUCAGAAAAUCCACAACUUAGAGCCAAUGACAGAAUGACUCAAAAUUUUGUAAUGCAGAUGUUGAAUAAAUUAUAUUUGGUGUUAAUAUGUGAUUGAAGUACAAAAUGCUGAGUUAUUCUGUCAUUAUCAUUGGUUCUAAGUUGUCUAAGGGGGCUUCUUCUCCUCUGCCAUCCAAUUCCUAAAUGGACAUUGAA